AUGCUUCGCAAAGUCAUAGACCUCAGCAGCGACUGGCGGUACCGGUCUGCUCUUGAUUCACCAGGAUCACCAGCGACCGCCACGAGUAUUUGGCGCGCGUGUCGCUCGCUUCCCACCGAGAUCCAUCUGGACCUUCUCAACGACAAACUCAUCCCCGACCCGUUCGUUGGAAAGAAUGAAGAAGCUUUACAAUGGGUGGGGGAGAUGAAGUGGGAAUACGAGACCUCCCUCAGCAUCCCCAUCGAAGCAUUCCAAUCCGACGCUCGCGCGGUCCUGGUGAUGGAAGGACUCGACACAUUUGCCACGGUGACGUUGAAUGAGAAAACCAUCUUGGAAUCCGCCAAUGCGUUCAUCGCCCAUAGACUUGAGCUCACGCGUGCAAUGUUCGACACAGCCGAUGACAAUGGCUUCCAGAGCAGUAGCAACAGCGACGAUGCAGCCUCCGUCGUCACAGGCAGCCUACGUAUCGUCUUCGACAAUGCUGAGCGACGUGGCCUUGAGAUCAAGGAACAGCAUCCUGAGCACGAUUGGUUCACGUUUGGUAGCGGCACCACGCGUCUGGCCACGAGAAAGCCGCAAUAUCAUUAUGGCUGGGACUGGGGCCCAAAGCUCAUGACCUGUGGCCCUUGGAAGCCAAUCUACCUGGAAUACUUCACGUCCCGAAUCGCUGAUGUGGCGAUAAGUUCGUCCCUGAGCACUGAUCUUCAAGACGCAGUGGUGACUGUAUCAGUGGAGGUUGAUGGUCCCGCCGAGCAGGUUGCGGUCGACCUGCUAUUGCAUGGCAACGUGAUUCAUCAUGAAGUCACCACUGUUCGUGAGAAGGUCGGACUCGUUCAGAUCAAAGUUGCCGGGCCGGAGCUGUGGUGGCCUCACAAUCUCGGACCAGCAACGAUGUACUCUAUUCGGGUGUUUUUAUCUACCGCCCAAGCAAACGACUUGCUUCACGUCGACCAACUGGAAAAGUCAUUCGGCAUUCGCAAGAUUGAGCUGGUCCAGCGUAAACUGGAAGAUCAAGAUGGCACCUCUUUCUUUUUCAAGGUCAACAACAUUCCCGUUUUUGCUGCUGGGUCGUGCUGGAUCCCGGCCGACUCGUUCGUUUCCCGCAUCAGCCAACGUCGCUAUGAAGAGUGGAUUCAGCUGGCGCGAGACUGCAACCAGAACAUGAUUCGAGUCUGGGGAGGCGGCGUGUAUGAAAGUCCUGCCUUUUACGAUGCAUGCGACCAGCAGGGAAUGCUGGUAUGGCAAGACUUCAUGUUUGCGUGCGGCAACUUUCCUGCCCAUCCCGAAUUCCGCGCGCAGAUUGCUGUUGAGGCUGAGCAGAACGUCCGCCGCUUGAGACACCACCCAUCGAUUGUGCUCUGGUGUGGCAACAACGAAGACUACGUCAUCUAUCCCCUUCGUAGAAUCCAGUACGACGCGACUGAGACGAGCCCCGAAGCGAUCUUAAAGUCGAUAUUUCCUGCCCGCUACUUCUACGAGCACGCCCUGCCCAAUAUCUGCGCAGAUCUGACCCCGGACACGCCUUACUGGCCGGGGUCUCCUUUUGGAGGAGACAUGGUGAACUCGCAACUCGAAGGCGACAUUCACCAGUGGCACGUCUGGCAUCUCGACAUGUUUCCUUACCAAGACUAUCCGCGGCUGAGUGGGCGUUUCGUCAGCGAGUUCGGCAUGCAAUCUCUCCCGUGCCUGGAAACCACCAUGGAGUUCUUCCCCGCCGACGCCACCUCUGCGACCCUUGAGAACAAUGUCUUGGAGAACACUUUUCUGAACUGGCACAACAAAAUGCCAGACGGUCACGACAGGAUAUGCCAUUACGGACGAGCGAACAUCUCCUUUGGGGCCUCGUCGUUGGCCGAGGUCAUUUACAACACCCAAUUAAUCCAGGCCGAAACCGUGGCCACGGCGUACCGAUCCUGGCGACGUCUGUGGCAAGGGCCUAGGAAGGAGUACUGUGGGGGAGCUCUGGUCUGGCAACUCAACGACUGUUGGCCUGUCACUUCGUGGGCAAUUGCAGACUACUACCUACGGCCGAAAAUGGCCUACUGGGCCAUGAAACGUGAAUGCGCCGCCGUUACCGGCGGCCUGAGCAGAAUCGUCAAGGAUGGCGCCGAACGGACCCUCGAGUAUUGGGCGGCGAAUAUGACUCAGACCGGAGUCACGGUCGAUAUCACCAUCCGGGCGUGGCUGGUAACGACUGGUGAGCGAAUUCUGGAAAGAAAGCUCCACAAUAGAAUGUCUCUUGCGCCGAAUCGAAGCAUCGAUCUUGGAUCUCUUGCCAUCGAUGACAUGAAUUUACCAAGAACUCAGCAGCAUCGAGACAUUGCAUUCGCGCUUUCACUCGACUUCCAAGACAGCAGUAAUGAUACUCCAAAGUCGGUGCAAGCGAUCAACUUCCAUGAGCCUCUUCGUGAGGUUCCUUUCCCAAGUGACAAGACCAAGGUAGAUCUGAGAAUAUCGCAAUCCGCCAUGGGAAUCUCGGUGCAGGCCAAGGCUGCAGUCCCGAUCAAAGGUCUAUUGAUCGAGGUGGACGGCGAUUCAACGGCCAAAUGGGAUGAUAAUGGCAUCGAUCUCAUGCCGGGUCAGGUGGCCGAGCUGAGGUAUUUAGGUCAAAGUCUGAGACCAGGCCAGGAGGACAGACUUCGAGCAAGAUGGUUGGGCGGUUAUUUGGACCAGUCUUCUGAUCUGAGAGCAUCGUUGUAA
This is a messenger RNA of Exophiala oligosperma, 2700 nucleotides long. RefSeq lists its product as uncharacterized. The coding region runs from base 1 to 2700 and encodes 899 amino acids. NCBI's taxonomy places the organism in Eukaryota, Fungi, Ascomycota, Eurotiomycetes, Chaetothyriales, Herpotrichiellaceae. The record is from RefSeq and is a predicted model, not a curated record. Gene Ontology annotation, molecular function: beta-mannosidase activity. The transcript has a single exon. Gene Ontology annotation, biological process: glycoprotein catabolic process; carbohydrate metabolic process.